Messenger RNA from Naegleria lovaniensis, 945 nucleotides. RefSeq lists its product as uncharacterized. The record is from RefSeq and is a predicted model, not a curated record. Bases 1 to 945 code for a protein of 314 amino acids. Gene Ontology annotation, biological process: inositol metabolic process; phosphatidylinositol phosphate biosynthetic process; signal transduction. Lineage: Eukaryota; Heterolobosea; Eutetramitea; Acrasida; Naegleriidae. The transcript has 2 exons. Gene Ontology annotation, molecular function: inositol monophosphate 1-phosphatase activity.
AUGUCGCAACUUUCCACGACCUUUUCGAUGGAUUACGAAAGAUUGGUGAACGAAUUGGUGAAACCAUUUGGAUCGGAAUAUGAUGAAACACUUUCAAAGUGUCUAGUAAUGGCCUAUCAGGCUGGAGAAAUGGCUAAUAAUUUUUGUAUUGACAGAAUGAAUUCUCCUAGUUUGGAAAUUGAAAUUAAACAAGAUGAUACACCAGUAACCAUGGUUGACAAGAAAGUCAAUGCCUUUCUCAUUGGCCAGCUUGAAAAUCAUUUCAUUCAAUCCGACAAUAAUAUCAGAAUUAUUGGAGAAGAAGGUGUGAGUACUAAAAACAAGGACAAUGAAAAUAAGGAUCUCUCCGAAGGUCUUGUCUUUUAUGUGGACCCCAUUGAUGGCACUAGAGAUUUUAUUUCCAACAAUGGAGAAUGGGCUGUCAUGAUUGGACUCUGUAAAGAUGGAAGACCUGUCAUGGGAUGUAUUUACUGUGCAGCUCAAGAUGAAAUGUUUUAUGCUAUCAAAGGACAUGGUACAUUUGUGAUAAGAAAUAAGCAAAGUUUAUCUAAGGUACAAUGCAAUCAAUUUAAUCCUCAAGAUUUAUCAACUGCCAAAUGUUUGAUUUCUAGAUCUAAUUAUGAUCAAAUGACUGAAAAUAUCCUCAAUGAGCUAGGUGUUCAAAAUAGAGUUCCAUGUGGAAGUUUUGGAAGAAAAGUCUGUCACCUUGUUGCAGGCAAUGGAGAUUUAUAUUUCAACACAAGUUGUAAGAGCAGUUAUUGGGACAGUGCUGCUCCUUCUGUAAUUUUGGAAGAAGCCGGUGGGUGUUUGUUAAGGAAGAAUGGUGAGAGUGUUUUUUUCAAUGGUCAUCGAACUGCCAAUGAUUACAUUAUGUUUUGUUGUCCAACAAGCGUCUCUCAAAAGGUGUUACAAGUUCUUGUCAAACAUGCUGGUAGUAAGGAGUAA